AUGAUAGGUCUGGCGGCCUCACUAGGCUACGGCGCCGCCUCGGAACUCCUUCGUCGAUCUUCCUCUACUAGUGGCUCAGGAGGAGGAGGGGGAGGGGGGUCGUUGAUGCUGACAGAAGCGAAUGUGAAUAGGCUGGUUAGUAAGCUUUCGAAGAUGAGAGGUGCGGCGUUGAAGUUGGGGCAGUUUAUGAGUAUCCAGGAUACGCAUGUCCUUCCGCCCGAGGUGGAUAGGAUAUUCAGGAGAGUACAGGAUAGUGCGCAUUACAUGCCGAAUUGGCAGAUGGAGCAAGUCCUCUGCUCCGCACUCGGUUCCUCCUGGCGCUCCACUUUCCUCUCCUUCGAACCUAUCCCCUUCGCAGCCGCCUCGAUAGGACAAGUCCACCGCGCCGUGCUCGAUCCCGCCGUGCUCGUAUCGACCGAAGACGGCGGGAUCAAAGUGGCCGUCAAAGUCCAGUUCCCGAAUAUCAGGCGGAGUGUGGAGAGCGAUUUGGGGUAUGUGAAGGCGUUGUUGACGGCUGGGAGCGUAUUGCCGAAAGGGUUGUUUCUCGAGAGGACUAUCAAAGUUAUGAAGGAGGAAUUGGCGGACGAGUGCGAUUAUGCGCGGGAAGCUUCUUUCCUUCGCUCGUUUGGGUCGGCUGGGCGGCUGGGGAAUGAUUCGAGGUUUAAGGUGCCGUGGGUGUGGGAGGGAAGCACUGAUACGGUGCUGGUCAUGGAGAGAGUAGAUGGCGUUAGUCUGGGUGAGGAGAGCGUUGGUAGGUUGGGAAGGGAGGAGAAAGAUGAGAUCGCGUCUCGUAUCAUCGAGCUGUGCUUGAAGGAGUUGUUCGUGUUCAAGGAGAUGCAGACGGAUCCGAAUUGGAGUAACUUCUUGUGGAAUGAGAGGACGAAGCAGAUCGAGCUCGUUGACUUCGGUGCCACGCGGUCUUAUAGCGAUGUAUUCAUGGACGAUUGGUUGAGAUUAUUGCAAGCGGCUGCGGAGGAGGACAUAGAGGGAUGCAGAGAGUGGAGCUUGAAGCUUGGGUACUUGACGGGUGAGGAAUCUGAGACGAUGCUCGCCGCCCACAUCAAAUCCAUGACCCUCCUAGCCACACCCUUCCGCUCCUCCACCCUCCAACCAUUCGCUUUCGGUCCGGGGACGCAAUGGCAGGAGAUAACGCGGGAGAUCAGGGAACAGAUACCGGUGAUGCUGAAGGAGAGGCUGACGCCGCCGCCGAGGGAGACUUAUUCGCUUAAUCGGAAAUUGAGCGGGGCAUUUCUGUUGGCGUCGCGGUUGGGGGCGAGGGUGGAUUGCAAGAAGCUUUGGGAUGAGGUUGUGGAGGGGUAUAAGUUCAGUUCGUGA
Molecule: messenger RNA, 1335 nt
Organism: Stereum hirsutum FP-91666 SS1
Lineage: Eukaryota; Fungi; Basidiomycota; Agaricomycetes; Russulales; Stereaceae
Product: ABC1-domain-containing protein
Exons: 10
Coding region: 1-1335 (444 amino acids)
Biological process (GO): ubiquinone biosynthetic process
Cellular component (GO): extrinsic component of mitochondrial inner membrane
Molecular function (GO): kinase activity
Source: RefSeq, a predicted model, not a curated record